Schistocerca cancellata (South American locust) is the source of this 2217-nucleotide messenger RNA. RefSeq lists its product as uncharacterized. The record is from RefSeq and is a predicted model, not a curated record. The transcript has 5 exons. Lineage: Eukaryota; Metazoa; Arthropoda; Insecta; Orthoptera; Acrididae. The coding region runs from base 1423 to 2052 and encodes 209 amino acids.
AAUAGUUUGGACAAGAAGAGAAUAGAAGCUUUCGAAAUGUGGUGCUACAGAAGAAUGCUGAAGAUUAGAUGGGUAGAUCACAUAACUAAUGAGGAAGUAUUGAAUAGGAUUGGGGAGAAGAGAAGUUUGUGGCACAACUUGACCAGAAGAAGGGAUCGGCUGGUAGGACAUGUUCUGAGGCAUCAAGGGAUCACCAAUUUAGUAUUGGAGGGCAGCGUGGAGGGUAAAAAUCGUAGGGGGAGACCAAGAGAUGAAUACACUUAGCAGAUUCAGAAGGAUGUAGGUUGCAGUAGGUACUGGGAGAUGAAGAAGCUUGCACAGGAUAGAGUAGCAUGGAGAGCUGCAUCAAACCAGUCUCAGGACUGAAGACCACAACAACAACAACAAGUUCUAAUUUAUUAUCUCUAAAAGCAAGCAUUCCAGUAGAAUUUUGUAGAAAACCCCGAGGUCUUGAUGAAGUGAAAAGAUGGAAAGCUACAGAAUUUAGGCAGUUUUUGCUUUAUACUGGACCACUUGUUUUGUACGAUAUUUUGUUGCCUGAACAGAAAGAAAUUUAUAACAACUUUUUAUCUCUCCAUAUUGCUAUGACCCUACUCCUCAGCAAAAAAUUUUGUUAUCAACACCAGGAAUAUGCCAAAGGUCUUCUUCUUCAUUUUGUACAAACUUUUCAAUCAUUAUAUGGGCAGAAGUAUAUAACACACAAUUUUCAUUGACUGAUUCAUAUUGCUGAUGAUAUAUCAGUAUUUGGCCCUUUAGAUGGAUGCAGUGCCUUUAAAUUUGAAAUUUUUUUAUUUUCUCUGAAGAAAUGUGUUAGAAAAGGAAAUAAACCUUUGCAGCAAGUUGUGAAACGUUUAGCUGAAAUUUCUAACUCCACCAUUAGUCCAGUCAGUGACAAUGAAGUCAAUAAACUUUAUCCAAUUUUCGAAUGUCAAUAUUAUUCUGGACCUGUUUUUGAUGGUUGUAAUCCUGAUCAGCAGUACAACACAGCAAAAUUUCAAAAUUUUAAAAUAACUACAUCAACUCCAAACUCAUGCUGUAUGAUGAAUGAUGGAAGUAUUGUUAUUGUUGAAAACUUCAUCUAUUCCAAUUCCUUGUGUACAAUGGUCAUUCUUUGUAAACAGUUUAUGACUGUUUGUGAUUUUUUUGGACUCCCUUUUUGUAAAAGUUCAGAUUUUAAUAUUACUGUUGUACGAAAUAUGUCUGAUGUACAAAUAAGGCCAGUCUCUGACAUUAAGGAGAAACUGGUGCUUUUAACACUAGGCAGUAAAAAUGUAACACUACCUCUGCUGCAUACAUAAGAGUGGACUAAUACAAGUGAUAAACAAUUCAGUUCUACAGGAUUUUCUGAAAAAUUAUCAGGAAACAAACUAAAAACUUUGGGAAACAUCCAGAGUUUUAUUCAUCCACAAAUUUAUCCAGAAAAUGGAGCUGACAAAUGAAAAAUACAAAUUUGCCAUAGUAAAAUUUCCUGAAGAAGAUGAUGCUCUAGGAAUAAUAGCCUUAUGCUGGAUUCAAAAUGAUGGGACCACAUGUUUAUACCCACCUGUGACCACUGAUAGCAAAAGAAAUAAAUUAUUGAGGGAAGAAGCCUUACCAUUACAAUCCUGGAGUUCUCAUAAGAUAUCUUUAAUGAAAAAAUAUGCAACAUACAACGAUGCAAGAGAGCAUCUUCGAAAAGCUGAAGAAACAUCAAACCUCGAAAGUGAAGAAGAAAUUGGGGUGAAGAGAAAAAGGAAGGCAAAAGACAUAACGUUACCAGGAGAAGAAUCGAGCGAUGAAGAUUACAUGCCGAAGAAAAAAUGUAAGACCAACCGUGUCACAGUUCAUCCGUAUCCAUCUCUUGAUUCUUUUACAGCUUCAUUCUCAUCCUCACCAUCUACUGGUAUGGAAGCUCGUGAAAUGUGGUCUUCCAUCCCUCCAAAUUCAUUAACUCCUAGGCCUAGUUCAUUCUCCAAUGCCAAAAUUCCUCCAGCACCACUUGCUUCAGCACACUGCCCAAGAAAAGAAAAAUCUGCACCACUGGGUGACGUUACUUGCAACCCUUGGGGGUAAAGAUGCAAAAUUGUUAAUGUUCAAUUGUAUGAAACGAUGCCUGAUGUCAGAGAUAGGAAUGAAGUUUUCAUAUACAGGAAGGCCUCCAAAAGUCAAGACAAAAGAAAGGAAAAGAGCUUUCUGUCAACCUUGCUUUGUGCAGCAAUUCAAAGACCAUUAUACCGG